GGUCGACCACUGGGGGCGCUGUGUCCUCACAGUUUUACACAGAAGAAGAAAAGCGAGAAGGCAUGGCGGCUGACAGUUUGUGAUGAGCCAACGAAAGCAGACACGGUUACUUCAAGUUGGACAUACAACGAUUAAACCAAAGCAGGGUGUAAAAAUACUGACGUCAAAAUGCAGAUAACUUUUAAGACCCUCCAGCAGCAGACGUUCAAAAUCGAAAUCGAUGAGGAGGAGACGGUGAAGACACUGAAGGAGAGGAUUGAAGAGGAGAAAGGAAAGGACAAUUUUUCAGUUGAUGGACUGAAGCUGAUAUAUGCUGGUAAAAUCCUCAGCGAUGACACGGCUCUCAAAGAAUACAAAAUCAGUGAGAAGAACUUUGUGGUCGUCAUGGUGACAAAGGCUAAAACGGCCUCAGCCACCCCACAGUCUUCACCCAGCACCUCCGCUCCCAGCACGACAGCCCCUGCUGCACCUCAUGCCUCAUCGUCUAGCAGAGAAAACGUGACAGAGAGUUCCCCUACAGACGACAAACCAGAGGAGAGGCGGUCAUCAGCGGCCGAAACAGCUUCCACUCCUGCCGGCUCUGAGGGUUCAAACGUAAACCUUAUCAAUGAGGCUGUUUCAACUCUAGUGACAGGCCCAUCAUAUGACGCCAUGGUGAACGAGAUGAUGCUCAUGGGAUACGAAAGGGAGCAGGUGGUAGCAGCUCUGAGAGCCAGCUUCAACAACCCCGACAGAGCUGUGGAGUACCUGCUUUCAGGUAUUCCAGGCAGAGAUCAGGGCUCUACAUCUGGACCUGAAGCAGUGGUACCUCCAGUGAGUGGAAUUUCUGCAGCAUCCACAGCUGGAAUUAGUGUCCCUGCAAACACUGGCUCUUCAAGUGCUGGAGGAGGUAACCCCUUGAGUUUCCUAAGAAAUCAGCCUCAGUUCCAAGUGAUGCGUCAGCUGAUCCAGCAGAAUGCCGCCCUGCUACCUGCCCUGCUGCAGGAGAUUGGCAGAGAAAAUCCUGAGCUUCUGCAGGAGAUAAGCAACCACCAAGAGCAGUUCAUCCAGAUGCUGAAUGAGCCCAAUCCAGAGGCUGUGCCAUCAGGCGGUGGAGGUGGAGGUGGAGCGGGAGGACCAGGGGGAGCUGGAGGAGUUGCAGGUGACACUCCUGGCGGGAGUCACAUGAGCUACAUUCAGGUCACACCUCAGGAGAAAGAGGCAAUUGAGCGGCUAAAAGCCUUAGGAUUUCCAGAGGGACUCGUAAUACAAGCCUACUUUGCAUGCGAGAAGAACGAGAACUUGGCCGCCAACUUCCUUUUACAACAGAACUUCGACGAUGAUUAAACGAGCCAUCUUCAUAUUGACUUUUUUUUUUGUCUUACUUCUUCCUCUACUUUUUGAUCGCUGGUAUUCAUUGUAUGUCCACAACAAGCCUUUUACAUUACCAAAAAAAGUUUUAUUCACCACUUUCACGUUCACCUUUCUUAAUAAAACUGGAUCAUUAUCAGCUGGUGUUAAAAAGACAGACUGUUGUACUCAGUUUGAAACAGGAACAAUUAAAGUACAAUAACUUUGCAUCAGAAAUCACCUUUGUGCUAUUGAUUUUUUAAAAUGUUUUAGUUAAUCCAAUAUGAUUUUUUUAAGAAGGAAAAUCAAUACAGUUAGCAAUGGAAGCAAUUCUCACAUGAGGUCCAGGGUGUCUGAAGGGUUAAGGGUGGCAUUUAUGCACUCUCAUUGUAAUGUGAUAUGAAGUUGAAAAGUCAUUGGAGAUUUGAAAAAAAAUUAAAGAUCUGUAAAGCAAA
Messenger RNA from Notolabrus celidotus (New Zealand spotty), 1784 nucleotides. RefSeq names its product RAD23 homolog B, nucleotide excision repair protein (gene rad23b). Gene Ontology annotation, cellular component: nucleoplasm; cytosol. The coding region runs from base 169 to 1326 and encodes 385 amino acids. Gene Ontology annotation, molecular function: damaged DNA binding; proteasome binding; polyubiquitin modification-dependent protein binding. The transcript is spliced from 10 exons. The record is from RefSeq and is a predicted model, not a curated record. Gene Ontology annotation, biological process: nucleotide-excision repair; proteasome-mediated ubiquitin-dependent protein catabolic process. Lineage: Eukaryota; Metazoa; Chordata; Actinopteri; Labriformes; Labridae.